Messenger RNA from Eurytemora carolleeae, 470 nucleotides. RefSeq lists its product as uncharacterized. The record is from RefSeq and is a predicted model, not a curated record. NCBI's taxonomy places the organism in Eukaryota, Metazoa, Arthropoda, Copepoda, Calanoida, Temoridae. Bases 94 to 396 code for a protein of 100 amino acids. The transcript is spliced from 4 exons.
AUUAAACCCUGGAGCAUUUUUUUCAGAAGAAUACUAAAACUUGCAUCAGUUGUAAACAAACUAAAGCGAGUUUAGUGAAAUAAAACGAAUAAAAUGGGAGGAAAGGUUUCGUAUGAACUGGAGCAACAGAAGAAUGUAGAGACCGACGAAACUGAAGUUGAGGUUAUUGAGUCAAAUGGGUUUAAGUCAAAGACAAAAAUCACUCGAAAUCUGAGCUACAGAUGUGGUGCUGGACGUGAGAGCUGGGGGGCAGGAUUCAAGGAUCCCAGUUUUAAAUCCAGAGGAUUCGGAGACAUUGAUAAAAAAGAAAUAAACCUGACAAUUGAGAUUCCUCCAGAAGCCGAGGGAACGGCGGGCAGAAAAGGAACUUUUGUUAGAAAAGAAUAUGUCUUGUAAAAUAAAUAAUUUAGAAAUAUCGUAUUUACUAUUGUAAAACCAUUCUGAUUUAAAAAUAAACAUUUGAAGUCAAA